Molecule: messenger RNA, 5172 nt
Organism: Neolamprologus brichardi
Lineage: Eukaryota; Metazoa; Chordata; Actinopteri; Cichliformes; Cichlidae
Gene: nek1
Product: NIMA-related kinase 1
Biological process (GO): protein phosphorylation
Molecular function (GO): ATP binding; protein kinase activity
Source: RefSeq, a predicted model, not a curated record
GGAGACUGGUAAGCGUCAUCCACAAUAAGAGAUAAUGGACAGUCGCGUCCACCAAUUAAUGUUCGGUCUUGGUACAUUUGACCAAUGAAAACGUACAAAAAAUGUAGCCGUAGUUAGAUAGAGAGUGCGAGGACAGUAUCAAGUACCCGAACCUCUAUGAUAAAGGCAGCGAGAAAAGACUAAUGAUCCAGCAUGUGGAGCCAGUUAUUCCAAUAACAUGGACAAGUACGAAAAGGUGAAGAAAAUUGGGGAAGGUUCAUUUGGAAAGGCUAUCCUGGUCAAAUCCAAAGAUGAUGGACACCAAUAUGUCAUCAAGGAGAUUGGCAUAUCUGGAAUGUCCAGCAAAGAGAGGCAGGAAUCUCGGAAGGAAGUUGCUGUUCUUGCCAACAUGAGUCAUCCAAACAUCGUCCAGUAUAAGGAAUCUUUUGAAGAGGGUGGCUGCCUGUAUAUUGUGAUGGACUACUGCGAGGGUGGAGACCUAUUCAAAAAGAUCAACUCUCAGAAAGGGGUACUGUUCUCAGAAGCGCAAAUCCUAGAUUGGCUUGUGCAGAUCUGCCUAGCGCUCAAGCAUGUACACGAUCGAAAAAUUCUCCACAGAGACAUAAAAUCACAGAACAUCUUUUUGACAAAAGAUGGAACAGUUCAGCUUGGAGACUUUGGAAUUGCAAGGGUGCUGAACAGCACUGUAGAACUGGCAAGAACAUGCAUAGGAACACCAUAUUACCUGUCACCAGAGAUCUGUGAAAAUAAACCAUACAAUAACAAAAGUGAUAUUUGGGCCCUAGGGUGUGUUCUGUAUGAAAUGUGCACUCUUAAGCAUGCAUUUGAGGCUGGCAACAUGAAGAACUUGGUUCUUAAGAUAAUUCGCGGGUCGUACCCUCCUGUGUCUUGUCACUACUCCCAAGAACUGCGAUCUCUCCUUGCACAGCUGUUUAAACGCGACCCUCGAGAGCGACCCUCAGUCAACAGAAUACUGGACAAACCUUUCCUCUCCUGCAGGAUUGAGAAGUUUCUCACACCACAGAUCAUUGCUCAGGAAUUUCGCCAUACUUUUCUUCACAAGCAGCCUAAAUCGGGUGUGGCACAGGUGCCAUCAGCCUCAGCCCAGAAGAUUACAAAACCAGCCGCCAAAUACGGAGUGCCUUUAACUGUGAGGAAGGUCCCAGAUGGAGCCAGAAAGCCUGCAGACAAGAAACCAGCUGGAAAACACAAACCGGCCCUUCUCCCAGCAACCCCCCAGAGAAGAGUGAGUCAAGUGGAAGAAGAGAGGAAAAAACACGAGGAUGGCAUCAGAAAGAAGAGGAUGGACAUGAUCGAGAAAGAAAGGAAACAGAGAGAGCAGAUGUUCAUGUUAAAAGCGGAGCAGAUGAAGAGAUAUGAAAAGGAAAAGAUCAAUCGAAUAAACCAAGCAAGAGAACAAGGCUGGAAGCAUGUCUUGAGUUCUAGUGGAGGUAGCAGCCCAGAGAGAAAGUGUUUUGUAGGAGGUGGAAAGAGAGGUGCACAUGUUGCUGCUGUUCAGGGUUCUACUCUAGCUCCUCUCCCUGGUAAAAGCCCUUAUGAACACUACCAUGCAAUCCUCGACCAAAUGGCUAAACCGACGCCUAAAGAUGUCAGCAGGGAGAGCUCCUCAGCUGGACCUUGCAGUCCCAUUCGUGUACCAGCUGCUGCAGGCACAGUGCUUCCUAACAGCCCUGCUCGACGACUAGACCCUGACGUAAUCAAGAGAGAACUCCACAGGCUGCAGCAUGUUUCCAAACAAGCCCAUAUUAGCAGGCAGCGCGGUCAAAUGGCAGUUGGGCGAGCCUUUCAAGUUGAGGAGUUUUUGCAGCGGAGGAGGGAAGCUAUGCUCAACAAAGCCCGUGCUGAAGGACAGCUGGGUACUCGGCAAAACCUGGCAGCAAUCUAUGGAGGCCGGGCUGGUGGUGUUCGGUGCAGGAGGUCUAAAGCCAACAAAGAGGAGGAGGAGUACUUGGCAAGGCUCAGACAGAUCCGCUUGCAGAACUUCAAUGAGCGCCAGCAGAUCAAAGCUCGACUCAGAGGAGAGAAGUAUGAUAGCGAUGGUUCUGACAGCCAGGAGUCCAGUGAGGAGGCCGAGCUCAGGAGAAAGAAGAUAGAGGCUUUAAAAGCACAAGCUAAUGCCCGUGCAGCUCUUCUGAAAGAGCAGCUAGAGAAGAAGAGGAGAGAAGCAUAUGAGAGAGAGAAAAGGGCAUGGGAGGACCAUCUUGCAGCACGAGGGGUCAAAGGUGGCAUGGCGGGAGCAAAUAUAGUGGCCUCAGAAGCAGUAUCGUCUACCUCUGAUAGUCCUCUUCCACAGCCAGGCCCCUCUCAGCCAGAACCAGCUGCCAAAACUCCAGCCCUGCCUACACCCAAACCCUCCACCCCAGCUAUAUCCAUGACUGCUGCCCUAAAGAACGUUGGAGCAAUGACACCACUAAAGGAGAGCUUGCCUGAACCAGAGUCUGCAACCAUGAUCCAGAGUGAGAAGAAGCAGAUUCUGCGCAGACUUAACCAGAACCUUAAAGCUCAAAGCCCAGUGGAGGAGUCUCCUUCGGCCCCAGCAGAAUCAAGUCCUGCUCCAACCCAAAACCAGUCUGAUACAGACAAGCGCCCCUCUUCCAAUGAAGACCGGAAGAAGUGGGAAGCAGCAGAGCUACCUGUACUUCCCGUGGCUCAGCAAACUUUAGAGGAAACGUGUGCCACAGCAAGCACCACUUCAGCAUCUCCAGAUGGUAGGCCGUCCUCUGGUGGUGACAGGAAGAAGUGGGAGGCAGGAGUUCCACUUGUCCUCUCUGCAGCUCAGCAAACUCUAGAGGAUACAUCCCUCAUGACCAUUGAGCAAACAGCGGGCGAAGUUAUACAGAUGGCUGUGCUACAGGAAGAUGCUCCCAGGAAGAUGUGGGGAGCAAGUCCAGACUCUCAGGUGCUGAAGGUACUUAAGGAGGCAGAACUUCAGCCACUCACCCAGCCACUGGAGACUCUCACCAUAUGUGAGGACGAGUCUUCUAGUCCUGUUAAAUUAAACCAGAUGACAGCAGAAGCUGGCAUUGUGAAGAUACCUAAAGAAGUGUUACCCCCUGUAGUGGCUGAGAGUCCUGCAGCUACAGAUGUGGCCUCACAUCAAGAAAUCUCCAUGGCUGCUGCAAUAGAGAGCCCAACACUGCCAACCAGCGUUACUGAGACUCAGGAUCCAGCAGACUUGGAGUCGGUGUUUUUAGAGGAAACCCCUAAACAGGCCUCACGUCCUCCAAACAGUGUGCAGCAGGCUUGGGAGCAGGAAGGCCAACAGCAAAUGCCAGCAGAGGGCGAUAUAAGACCAACAGAUAACAAAGAGGCUGAGCAGAGUGCAGACAAAGUUCCUGAGCCAUCAGCUCAGCAUGAGGAGCCCCUAUUUAUGAAACUGUGUUCCCCGGCCCACCGACGCACUGCCGCCCUCGCUAUCCUUUCAGCCCAGUCCUCCAUGGAUGAAUCAUCCUCCUCUCUGGCCUCUCGCUCACGCUCUGUCUCACCUCUACGCUCCAAACACCAGAAUGCACUUCUCAUUGGUCUUUCUACAGGCAUGUUUGAUGCCAACAACCCCAAGAUGCUGCGGACAUGCUCUCUACCAGACCUGAGUCGACUCUUCAGCUCUCAGCAGGACGUUACAGUGACUGGCGAGGCUAACGUUGCUCCAGACAACAACCUGGAAAUUGAGGACCUGGAUGAGGCAGGAAAAGAUGAUGACCAGUCUGAGACAGAGGAUGCUUAUGAAGAUGAAGAUCUGCGUGACAUCAGGGCAUCCAUGGAGAGACUGCUGCAAGAGGAGGUUGGAGCUGGUGACUUUAAUGGAAACCCUUCUGAGAGCGGAGACCAGGAGCUUUUCAACAGGAUCGCAGCUGAAAUCGAUCAGGACAACAAUCAGAUGGCGGUAGAUGAUGAUGAUGACGAUGAAGAUGAGGAUGAAGAAGAGGAAGAUGAUGAAGGAGAUGAGGAGGAAGAGGAGGAGGAGGAGGAAUGCUCAAAUGGAAGUCCUGCUGAUGAGGAGGCAGGGGAAUUGCUUACCAAUGGUGUGGGAGAGGAGAACCACAGUAAUAACAGGCAGCUCAAUGAAGAAUGGCAUUCGGAUGGCAGCGGAGAGGAGCAGGGCGGAGAGAUGGAGCAUCAUGACAGCAUCUUCAGCCGUCUGGAAGAGCUUCGGUUCAAACUGGAGCAGCAGAUGGGUUUUGAGAAGUUCAUUGAGGCCUACAAUAAGAUUAAGGCCAUACAUGAAGAUGAGGAUGAGAAUAUUGACCUGGGCUCCAGUUUGGUCCUAAGCAUUCUGGGAACUGAGCACCAGCAUCUGUAUCCCAACAUCCUUCAUCUAGUGAUGGCAGAUGGCGCUUAUCAAGAAGAUAACGAUGAGUAAUGUUUUGUGCAAUGGAGCUGCUGGCGGCUUUGACAAUCUGCUAGCAAUCUGAUGUCUUCCUGUGACACACGCGAUCGGCAGAAGGAUCUAUGCAUGAAGUGUCCCAGCCUCACAUCUAACAGUGUUUCAGGCACACUUGCAUGAUGUAUAACUAAAACACUCAAGACUGUACUUCAUACUUUGACUAUCAGCACCUGACACUCUUUUCUAACCAGUGUUCUUUCAAAAGUGCAUUAUGGAAAAAGACAUGUGUUGUUGUUAACCAAAGUUUACUGCAAAAUCAAGUAAAUGUUUCGUCCACAUCUGUGAGUGAAAGACGCACAUGGGUUGUCACGAUUAAAAGCAUAGACUUUGUUGUGUUUAACAUUGUUGUUGGUUCAGUUGGACUCUUUGGUGGGUGAAGAUCUGGUCCUCUCAGGUGCUCUCUUUCUGUCCCAUCCUCUACCACAGCUUCAGAACUUUAACCAGGUCAGGAUUUUUUUUCAAAACCAGUUCAGCCUCUUUUUCUUGUGAUUGUUGUCACCAAAUAAGAAGUUAAAUAAUAUCUAAGGCAUUUUCCAUGUUUCGUACUGCUUCGAUUAAAUUAAGCAAAGUGAAACAUUUUUGUGAGUGAGACUGUUGUAUAUGUUGCCAAGGAACUGUAGCAAGACUGUGGUUGGUGUGACAGGUGGAGCAGGUCAGAGUUGUACUGAUGAUAUAACUUGUCAUAUCGACGCUAACAGUAAAUCAUGUUUGUUUCUAAAUUUAAAUACUGCAGAACUUUAUAUGAAAUAAAAACCUUUUUUAAAGAA